AUGGCCGUAGAAGUCGAGGAGAAGAUCGCCGCGCCUGCUGAUGCCCCGCCCGAUUACAAGACGCAGCAGAGUAACGGCCAUGUGCCCGCUGCUGAUGGGCAGCCGGUGAUACUGGGCAAGAAGAGCCCCGGCGUGCUGCGUGUUGAGGUCAUUUCCUCGCAUAUGACGCUCGUGGACCGCAUUAUUCUCUUCAUCGGCAUCUUCCUGCUUGCUUAUGCUUAUGGUCUUGAUGGCACGCUGCGGUUUACAUUCCAGACAUAUGCGACUGCGUCGUAUAGUUCGCACAGUCUGCUGGCCACCGUCAAUGUCCUGCGUGCCGUCAUUGCGGCUGCUGCUCAACCCACCGCCGCUAAAAUGGCGGAUGUCUUUGGCAGAGCGGAAGUCAUCUUGUUCACCAUUGUCUUCUACGUUAUUGGAACCAUUGUGGAGGCUACUUCAGACGGCGUCAAGGCGUUCUGUGCCGGUGCAGUGCUGUACCAAAUCGGCUAUACAUCGAUCUUACUCCUGGUUGAAGUCCUCAUCGCAGACGUGACCUCGCUUCAAACCCGUCUCUUCUUCUCCUACAUCCCAGCAACGCCUUUCCUCAUCAACACCUGGGUCAGUGGAGACAUCACCAACGCCGUCAUCACUCACUCAACAUGGCAAUGGGGUAUCGGCAUGUGGGCAAUCAUAUACCCCGUCAGCGCCAUACCCGCCAUCACAAUCCUGUACAUUGUCCAGCGCCGCGCAAAGAAAGCCGGUGCCCUAGACAGCUACAAGACCCCCUUCCAGAUCUACGGCGGCAAGAAGAUCGUCACCGCCAUGUUCUGGCAACUUGACAUCGUCGGAGUCAUCCUGCUACUAGGCGUGUUCGCCUUGAUUCUCGUCCCAUUCACCAUCGCAGGUGGUGUCGAAACGCAAUGGAAGACCGCAAAGGUCAUCGCACCGCUCGUCAUUGGCAUCUUGCUUAUCCCCGUCUGGCUCUACUGGGAGUCUACCUGCUUGCAUCCCAUGGUUCCUUUCAGACUGCUUAAAGACCGUGGUGUGUGGGGCGCGCUUGGAAUCGCCAUUAUGCUUAACACCGCAUGGUACAUGCAGGGAGAUUUCCUUUAUACCGUGCUGGUGGUUGCGUUCAACGAGUCCAUCAAGAGCGCUACCCGCAUCACCUCCAUUUACAGCUUUGCUUCCGUCAUCACGGGUGUUGCUAUGGGUGUCUUCGUUUACUUCUUCCGACGACUCAAGCUUAUCAUCGUUGCUGGAACGGUGCUGUUCCUGGUUGCUUUUGGCCUUUUGAUUUACUACCGUGGUGGAUCAGGCUAUUCCAGCCAUGCAGGUGUCAUCGGCGCUCAAGUCUUGCUUGGAAUCGACGUCGCCGUCAUCACUGGUCUGUUCCUGGCCUCGUAUAACAUCGGCUCAGCCCUAGGAAACACUAUCUCAGGCUCGAUAUGGAACCAAAUCCUCCCCCAGGCUUUGAUGCAGCGCAUAUCCAACCAGACCCUCGCGGCAGAAAUAUACAGUGAUCCAUUCCCCUUUGCCACCGCCAACCCCAUCGGCACCCCUGACCGAGACCAUGCCGUCGAAGCAUACAAGCAUGUCCAGCGCUUGCUGUGUAUUGCCGGAAUAUGUCUCUCGGUGCUACUGAUUGCCUUCUCUCUCGUGCUGCGUGAUCCUGUGCUUGGAAAAGAGCAGAGUCUUGCGUUUGCGGACAAGGAUUCGUCUGACGAUGAGAGCUCGGGCGCCGAUGCUGCGGCUGUUAAGGUGUAG
Molecule: messenger RNA, 1743 nt
Organism: Trichophyton benhamiae CBS 112371
Lineage: Eukaryota; Fungi; Ascomycota; Eurotiomycetes; Onygenales; Arthrodermataceae
Product: MFS siderochrome iron transporter MirB
Exons: 7
Coding region: 1-1743 (580 amino acids)
Biological process (GO): transmembrane transport; intracellular iron ion homeostasis
Cellular component (GO): vacuolar membrane; endosome
Molecular function (GO): siderophore-iron transmembrane transporter activity
Source: RefSeq, a predicted model, not a curated record